Molecule: messenger RNA, 2009 nt
Organism: Arachis stenosperma
Lineage: Eukaryota; Viridiplantae; Streptophyta; Magnoliopsida; Fabales; Fabaceae
Product: vacuolar-sorting receptor 1-like
Exons: 12
Coding region: 1-1893 (630 amino acids)
Molecular function (GO): calcium ion binding
Source: RefSeq, a predicted model, not a curated record
AUGAGAAUAAAGGUAACUGUUGUGUGGUGUGUUUGGAUUCUGGCUCUGCUAUGGCAGCAUCACGUGGUGGCAAGGUUCGUGGUGGAGAAGAACAAUCUGAAGAUCACGUCUCCCAGAUCACUCAGAGGUAUCUACGAAUGCGCAAUUGGAAACUUCGGUGUACCGAAGUACGGAGGUGCCAUGAUCGGUGCUGUGGUUUAUCCAAAGGCCAAUCAGAACGGAUGCAACCGAUUCGAAGGCGCCGACGCCUCUCUCUUCGCUUCUAGGCCUGGUGGAUUCCCGACCUUCCUUCUUGUUGAUCGUGGAGAGUGCUACUUCACGUUAAAGGCAUGGAACGCACAGAAGGGCGGAGCAGCGGCGAUUCUGGUGGCGGAUGACCGGAUAGAGCCGUUGAUAACGAUGGACACGCCGGAGGAAGGGACCGGAGCAAACGAUGACGACUACAUCGAGAAGAUUAACAUCCCGUCGGCGCUGGUGAGCAAGGGGCUCGGGGACAGCAUCAAGGCGGCUCUGGCGAGCGGCGAUAUGGUGAACGUGAAUCUUGAUUGGAGGGAGGCUCUUCCGCAUCCAGACGACAGAGUUGAGUAUGAGUUUUGGACAAACAGCAACGACGAGUGCGGAGCGAAGUGUGACGCUCAACUCAGCUUCGUUUCAAGCUUCAAAGGUGCAGCGCAGUUACUUGAGCAGAAAGGCUUCACUCAAUUCACACCUCACUUCAUCACAUGGUACUGCCCUCAGGCAUUCAUCCUCAGCAAACAGUGUAAGGCUCAGUGCAUCAACAAUGGCAGGUACUGCGCCCCUGACCCUGACCAGGACUUUUCCCGAGGCUACGACGGCCGAGAUGUCGUCAUUCAAAACCUCCGCCAGGCUUGUUUCUUUAAAGUAGCUAAUGAGAGCAAGAAGCCUUGGCAAUGGUGGGACUAUGUCACCGACUUCGCCAUUCGCUGCCCUAUGCGAGAGAAUAGGUACACUCAGGAAUGCUCGGAUCAAGUGAUUGCAUCUCUUGGUGUUGAUGUGAAGAAGAUAAGAGAUUGUGUUGGAGAUCCUAAUGCGGAUGCUGAGAACCCAGUUCUUAAGAAGGAACAGGAUGCACAGAUUGGGAAAGGCACUCGCGGUGAUGUUACUAUCCUGCCUACUCUCAUCAUAAACAACAGACAGUAUAGAGGCAAGUUGUCAAGAGAAGCAGUACUCAAGGCCAUCUGUUCUGCUUUCAAAGAAACCACUGAGCCAUCGAUUUGCUUAACUCCAGACAUGGAAACAAAUGAGUGCCUCGUAAACAAUGGUGGUUGUUGGCAGGACAAAUCUGCUAACAUUACUGCAUGCAGGGACACAUUCAGAGGAAGAGUUUGUGAAUGCCCUGUUGUGCAAAAUGUGAAAUUUGUUGGUGACGGAUAUACUCAUUGUGAAGCAACGGCACGCUUGAGGUGUGCAGUGAACAAUGGAGGUUGUUGGAAGGGAGCCCAAGAAGGGAGGGUUUACUCUGCUUGCAUUGAUGACCACACAAAAGGUUGCAAGUGCCCUCCUGGAUUCAGGGGUGAUGGAGUCCACUCCUGUGAAGAUAUCGAUGAGUGCAAAGAGAAAUUGGCCUGCCAGUGCCCAGAGUGCAAUUGCAAGAACACCUGGGGAAGUUAUGAAUGCAAAUGCAAUAGCGGUUUGUACUACAUGCGAGACAAUGAUAUGUGUAUAGGCAAAUAUACGGCUUCAGUGAACAGUGGAGGCUUUAUCAUUUGGGUUAUUUUUCUGGUCAUAGCUAUUGUUGGUUUAGUGGGAUAUGCAUUUUACAAGUACAGAAUCCAGAGAUAUAUGGAUUCUGAGAUAAGAGCAAUUAUGGCCCAAUACAUGCCAUUGGAUAAUCAACCCGAUGCCUCUGUUCAACUUCAACAAGGUGUGUAGAAAGGUCAAAGAUCAAAGAUUGAUCAAUGGAAAAGACUAAUCUGAUCUUGAAUGAAAUAUAUAUGGGAGGGGCCAUGGAGCAUCAAGAGCUGUGUGUGUGUUAGUUUUUAAAAGGG